UGUCUGGACAUCACCUUGCUCUCCUAUCAAAUAGUACUACAUUUCUCUUCUAGUCCUCUACACUCCUCUGCUCGCAAGCCACAACUUAAAAAACUUCCACCAGUACUGCUCUGCUUCAUCCAUGGCCUCCCCCGCUUCUUUCAGUGCUAGCAACUUCUUGCUCUCAUUGGCAUUAGCUAGUCACUUGGCUAGCAUCGCCUUCGCCGGUAGCUUCUACCAGGACGUUGACAUCACUUGGGGUGACGGUCGUGCCAAAAUUCUCAACAAUGGCAGGCUCUUGACACUGUCGCUUGACAGGUCCUCGGGUUCAGGCUUCCAAUCCAAGAAGGAGUAUUUGUACGGGAAGAUCGAUAUGCAACUCAAGUUUGUCCCAGGAAACUCUGCCGGAACUGUCACCGCCCACUAUCUAUCGUCGCAAGGGGGAGCACAUGAUGAGAUUGACUUCGAGUUCCUCGGCAAUCUCAGUGGAGAUCCUUACAUAGUCCAUACAAAUGUAUACACCCAAGGGAAAGGGAACAGGGAGAUGCAGUUCUACCUCUGGUUUGAUCCCACCAAGGACUUCCAUACCUACUCUGUCCUCUGGAAUCCUAGACAUAUUGUCUUUUAUGUGGAUGGGACACCCAUUAGAGAGUUCAAGAACAGAGAGUCGGCAGGCGUGCCGUACCCGAAGAACCAACCGAUGAAGGUCUACUCGAGCCUGUGGAAUGCUGAUGACUGGGCCACGAGAGGCGGGCUUGUGAAGGCCGAUUGGUCCAAGGCGCCUUUCACCGCAUCAUUUAGGAACUUCAAUGCUAAUGGAUGUGUGUGGUCUUCUGGUACCUCCUCCUGCUCUUCGGCUAGCAACCCAUGGAUGUGGCAAGAGCUUGAUUCCCCCAGUUUGGAAAGACUGAGAUGGGUGCAGAAGAACUAUAUGAUUUAUAACUACUGCACUGAUGUGAAGAGGUUCACGCAGGGCCUUCCUCCUGAAUGCACUAUGAGUUAGAAGAAGACACUGUAAUCAUUGAACGUAAAUUGAUUCUGUGUAUGCUGUAUAUUUUCCUUUAUAUUGUUUUUCCUUUUAUUUUUCUGGGUGACUUUACUUGUGUACAUUUUGAAUAAAUUUGCUGUAAUAUAGUGAUUUCUUUUCUG
Molecule: messenger RNA, 1128 nt
Organism: Elaeis guineensis (African oil palm)
Lineage: Eukaryota; Viridiplantae; Streptophyta; Magnoliopsida; Arecales; Arecaceae
Product: xyloglucan endotransglucosylase protein 1
Biological process (GO): cell wall biogenesis; xyloglucan metabolic process
Cellular component (GO): apoplast; cell wall
Molecular function (GO): xyloglucan:xyloglucosyl transferase activity; hydrolase activity, hydrolyzing O-glycosyl compounds
Source: RefSeq, a predicted model, not a curated record